AAGAAUUUGUUCUCGAACCAGAUGCCUGUACACCAUUUGGCUCUUACGAGAUUAAUACUACCCCCGCAGAAGACGAUAAUGGAUCUAGUACAUCACGGAACUUAAAAACUAUACUUCCAAUAUAAAGUACAGUGAUGUACCAUAUUUUUUCAAGGUUAUUUCAGCUGAUAUAGUUAACCCUUGUUGGCCAAGAUGUUAGUGCGCACCCGGGGAUCUUAAGUGGGAGAAAACCGGAGUACACGAAGAAAACCCAUGUUGCAGUCGAACAGGUGAUCCCGUGCAUUUUCCUCGUGGGAUAGGGGAAUCGAACACCGGCUGCCUUUGUGAAAGGCGACCUGGAUCUCUACGUCACAGUCUUGUGUGGGCUGUGACAUUGUGCCUGUCCAUUGCUUCCGCGGUCUACAUUCGACCUGUUGUUUUUCCGAACGGGACUGUAGGAGUCGAGGUCAUAGAGACAGACGACAGAAUAGUCACCCCCGGGGAUGCCACUAAUUCCGAGGGACAGGAAAUCGACAUGGAAGCUUUUGAGUUCCCGCUUACAAAACAAGAUGUGGAGUGGCUAAGUUCCUUACUGCGCCUGCCGGAAACAGGCGAGUUACGGAUCAGGAAAGAGUACCGUGUCUUGACGGACGAAGAAAGGCGCGAUUUCCACCAGGCACUUAAUAUUCUCAAAAAUGAUACGUCUGUGAGCCUCAACAAAUAUGAUCUCUUGGCCAAUAUCCAUUCUCGAUCGUCUGCGAACAAAGCUGCGCACGCAGGCCCGGGAUUCCUCGGAUGGCACCGAGUUUUCUUACUGAUGGUGGAGAACGCGCUGAGGCAGGCCUGUCCAAACGUAACCAUACCGUAUUGGGAUGUCACGCUUGACCAACGAAUGGACAAGCCGUACCAGUCGGUCAUCUGGUCUGGGGACUUUCUGGGAACAGGUCAUGGUCCAGUGUUCGAUGGUCCAUUCAAGCACUGGGAAACUCCGUUUGACUUUGGCCACCUAGAGCGCCUUGUUUCGGCACAGGGACGCCUGCUUUCCGACGCGGACAUCAAAAGGAUCAUGUCUCAGAAAAGGCUGGGUGAAAUCAGUUAUUUUUCUGCUAGCUCAAAUACCAACUUAGAGGCGCUCCACAACAGAGUACAUGUAUGGGUUGGUGGUCAGAUGAGAAAGAUUGAAAUAGGUGCAUUCGAUCCCAUUUUUUAUCUCCUCCAUUCAUUUGUUGACAAGAUUUGGGAGGACUUCCGGUUACACCAGAGGACAGAAGGCGUCGAUCCUCAAAAGGAUUUUCCCGAGUUUUACGGGAGAGCAGGUCACGCUCCUCUAGCUCCUAUGGGUUUAGGCAGUCUCGGUGUAUUAGACGGUCUCAGUGACGUAUGGGGUCACGGGGUGCAGUAUCGACCACGACCCACGUGCAAAGCGACCACAACGAAUUCCAUCUGUGAUUCUCCUUAUCUUAAAUGUAACUCCAAAUAUUUCUGUGUUUCUAUUUCCAAAACCGAUACCAUGGUUUCUAUUAGUACGUCAAUUCAAGAGAAAGUUGAAUCUGAAAACAUGAGCAAUCGGAUCACGAUGAACCAAGAAAAUCUGUCCGGUGGCAAUAAUUCGUCUACUUCCGGUACACGUAUCUUUAACAAUUCAAGAAUUAUUGAUGAACACGAGCCCGAAACUGUCAAAGAUGUAAACAGCGGUAAUACGUCACAGGGCACAAUUAAUAUAACUGCACGUGAUUACCACCGAUACAUACUCCAAUUUAACAUGUACACUGAUAAAUUCCACUCAUUAAGUCAUCCAUUACCUCACAACUACCAAUAUCCAUCACUCGAAAUAUUCGACUUAUAGUAUACAAAUUACUCAUCAAUACAGCAUUUUGCAGAUUCAAACAUGUGGCAUGUAAGCUUACUUUAAAUUAAUUUAAUUUGAUUUUUUCAGAAAUUGCAACAUAACCAUAGAAAAGAAAAUAUGUACUAACGUAAUCAUCUAACGGUUGAACAGUAAUUGUCUCGUUGGAACUGUAGCAGCCAGGGAAUACGAGUGGGAAAUGCUACCUUAUCACCUUGGGGCUCGCUCACUAAUUAAGCAUCAUUGAGGAUGGAUUUGUGAAAGGGACAAAGUCCGAUUUUAACAGCCCAUCACCUGAUGAUGCUGGACUUAAAACGAGAGAAAGUUUUAUCAUUUUCUUAAGGUUUAAGAUAACAGUGAAACACUAUUCGACUUCUCAGGAACAUCCGUGUCAAACUAAAUUUGUUAAAUAUUGAAUAUUUAGAUAUAAAGUGAAUUUCUUUAACACUUUCAACAGAAAUUUUGGCGACAAAUAAUAAAGUAUUUUCUACUUUGACUGCAAUGAAUGAAUCUUCUGGGAAUUUCCGUGCCGAACAUCUGCAUCCUGGUUCAAAGUCUUUAAAUAUAUAUAUAUUAAUGAUUUUUUUAACCACUUUCAACAAAACUAACGAACGCCGCAAAUAAGUCUUCAAAACUCAAUGGGUUACGCUCACUUUCGCUCUCUGCACCCCUGAAAUAUGUCAUUGCAAAAACACUUACCAAUCGCUAGGUUGAUGCCUGUCCUUUGAAAAUUACAGAGAAGGGACAGCCGACUUCAAAGCCAGUCGGUUUUACCGUUACGGGGCCGACAUCAAACUAGUCUUAUCGUCUCAUCGUACGAGUUUGCCACGACAUAUAUAGGUCCAUGAGAGGGAAACGGGAACUACGCAUAGACAUGGAUCCAUCAUCCUUGAUAUCCAGGGCUUCCGCUCAC
Molecule: messenger RNA, 2738 nt
Organism: Mizuhopecten yessoensis (Yesso scallop)
Lineage: Eukaryota; Metazoa; Mollusca; Bivalvia; Pectinida; Pectinidae
Product: putative tyrosinase-like protein tyr-3
Exons: 5
Coding region: 515-1825 (436 amino acids)
Molecular function (GO): oxidoreductase activity
Source: RefSeq, a predicted model, not a curated record